Macrobrachium nipponense is the source of this 4102-nucleotide messenger RNA. RefSeq lists its product as uncharacterized. Gene Ontology annotation, cellular component: nucleus. Gene Ontology annotation, biological process: cell population proliferation; DNA damage response; positive regulation of protein phosphorylation. The record is from RefSeq and is a predicted model, not a curated record. NCBI's taxonomy places the organism in Eukaryota, Metazoa, Arthropoda, Malacostraca, Decapoda, Palaemonidae.
UGAGGAGCAUUGUUUACAUAUCACUCCUUCCCUUGCUCGAGGAUAUCAAGAACCAACAGUAAACACAAUUACACUAUACAGUAUUUCAUGAAUGUCAGCUAUCGAAGUGUGUUUUCAAGUGGAUGUAUUAUCAAAUAGAAAAGAAAAAUGAACCAAGGCGACUGUCAGUUGGUUGUGAAGGUACAAAUGGUCCUGCAUAAACUGACUGCGUACAUAAGUCCAGAUAAGUCGGAAUCAUCUGGUUAUGAUUGAGGAUGCACGGACGUUACAGAAGCUGCAUACGUACAUCGAGGAUUACCUAAGGAAGAGUGGAAAUGGACUGGCUUGGGCACAGAGUACAGGACUAGUUGAUUUCAUCAAUAGAGCCUUCGACCCCAGAAUUGUCAAUGUGCCAGAAAAUUCCAGCAUCGUUGCUUUUGCCAUUAAAGUUUUUGGAAGCCUCUUGAGAACCAAAGAAACAUUCAGUUAUUUUUCAGAAGACAAGGUACUGAUGGAAUUUUAUGUCAUAUGGCCCAACCUGAGAAAUAAUCCAGCUUUAAAUUCUGCUGCCUUGGACCUUUUGAACAGCCUUCUUAAUCAUGAUAGUGGACUUUCUUGGAUUUUGAAGAAUGGAGUCUGGGAGAAAUUAUUACUUCCAUCUUUGCGAAGUACCAGCAUAUUUGUUCAGAGGAAAGGAGUUAAAGUUAUUACCUCAUUGAUGCUUUUAGUAUUGGAUAGUCAGCAUUUUGAACUCUUUGUCAAGGAUUUGUUAUUGGUAUCCAAUAAGUUCCUUGAAAUACGACAACAUGUAGAGUGGUCACUGAGUGAAGAAAUUCGUCAGAGCUCCCAGCAUGUAUUACUGAUUUUUAAGGAGUUAUAUAUAAAGACUUUAGGUAAGAAAGCUUUAUAUUCAAAGCUGAAAGACAUUGGUUGGAAUUUAGAACGGACAUCUUUUAGAGAGGGUAGAUACUCAGUUCCUGUGACUAUCGUAAUGCAUAUAGUGGAUAUGUUUAUACUGGAUGCCCUGCAUAAUUUUCAAGAAAAGAUAAUGGAUUAUGGCAUCAUCGAGCAAUUUUUGGUGGAUACCCUUUGUGCUGAUGUAAUUGACUUCAUCAAAGUACUCUUUGAUAAGGGUCAUGUAGAGGCCUUCUUUAGGUCUGCAGUAAAUGUACAUAAGUAUUGGAAAAUUUUGGUCAUGAACAUUGACACAAACAAACAAAUGGCUUUAAAAGAACAAGAAUCUUUGCUACAUUUGGUGACUUGUUACCAGGUUAUACCAGUCUCUGUCUUGUGUAAAGAUUAUAUAAGUAAUUAUCCACAAAAGAAAGGUUUGUUUGCAACAUGGACAGAGGAAAUACACUGUAGAAUCAUUAUCAAAGAAUGUUUACGGGCUGAAGCUACUAAACUUGAAAAUCAAAUAAUAUCAGCGUUAACAGAUUCUGAUGUAGCAGUUAGAAUGGCUGUAAUCAGUACAUCCUCCUCCUCUAGUGCUGCAGAUCAUCUAGCCAUGAUGUGUGCGGUGACAAUAUUUCAAGGUUUGGGAUUUUUGGCAUUUAUAAUAGCUGAGAAUGACUCAACAGGGCUGAGACGAGAAAGGGAACUGCUUAGGACUAGCAUAGACACAAUGAGAGUACUUGCAGAAAAGUUUGAGAUUGACUGGAGGAAGUGCUUCAUAUCUAUUUGUCUUUUAUAUGUGUUAUGUAAAACCUUGAAGGUUACAAAUAUCUCCACACAGGUGAAGGUGAUCACCCUAAAAGCCAUGAAGUCAUGCAUUGUAGGUUUUAUCCCUCCAUCUAUGGCUAUGCUCAUGAACAGUGAGAAGCAAGAAUCAAAUAGUGUGGAGCAUAUGGGUAGUGUGUUGAGUGACUGCUUAGCUGAUACAGAAUGGGAGGUGAGAGAUUCAGCCUUGGAAGUUCUCAAUACUUGCAUGACUCUUGCCAAAGACAGAUAUCCGUUUUUUGCUGAGUGGCUCAUUCGUUACAAUUUGGACACAGUAGUGCUUGCUGCUCUGGAAGACAUUGAAGGAUAUGUUCGAGCAAGUGCUUUUGGUGUCCUAGCAUGUGUUGUAUCUAAUGAAAAGAUCUGGUUGAAAUUCAGUGAGGAAAACUUACAGCAUAGGACUUUAGCAGCCAUAUUGUGGGAGGGGGAUGCUCCAGUGAGAAGGUCUGCUAUGUGUAUGGUCAGAGAGCUUCAUGCAGCCAGCAAGUUUAGUGAGGAGGAUUUAAACAACAUUGUCAUCAACAUCAUGCAGAGGUCAACAGAAGAUGAUGAUGAUGAAAUUCGGUUGAAUGCCCUCGAGUUUAUUCACAGUCACAUCAAUGAAAGCCUUCAGAAAUCAGGUAUGGUUGAUGGAGAAUUCCCAGCUGUGACAUUUAAGGGGGGAAAGAUAACCAAACUUGACAAACAUGAAGUGCAAAAACAAAUUUUGAAGAUCAUAACUUGGGUAUGUGAUUGUGGUUACUUGAAUUGUCUUCUCUUAUGUGCAAAUGACCCAGUCACUGCAGUAGCAACAAAAUCUAGAGAAAUCCUUGUCUUCCUAAAUAACCUUCUUAAUAAAUACGAAAUGAAAACCGGAGCGCAUCUAGUAAAGAGAAGGAACUUUGAAGACAUUGAUAUACAAUUCAAAUCAGUCAUAGUACGAAAGGAAAAUGUCGUUGGAGUAGCUGGUCAGGAUGUAAUGAUAACUAAUGAUGUUCAUGAACUGGAGGUAAUUGAUAAGACUAUCAGUGAUAUACUACAUUCUUCUACACUGGAUAAUGUAUCUAGCAUAAGGAGACCAUUGAAUGAUGCUCAAGACAACUCAAGGGCAGACCAUAAAUACAUUGUUAUCACUCCUGAGGAUGUGCCAUUACGUAAAGCUGCAAUUCCAGUUGAAUAUUUAUUGCAGAGUUUGGAUAAUAUUUGCCGUCAGGAUAUAGCACAAGACAGUAUGACAACAGUUAACAUGCUAUCACUCCUAGAUGACAUUCUGUUAGAGGGAUGCAAGGUGGAAUCACAAGAUUCAGAUGACCAGCACCUUCGGGACUGUUAUUAAGUGCUGUGCUGCGAUUUUUAAUAGGCUGUGAAUUUUCAGAUAACCUUACUUAGUUUAGUAGAAAGAUAAAAUGUAAUUUUUCUUCAAGUAUCAAUAUUUAUAGGUAUUUUGCAUGUAUGGAAAAGUCUUACCUACCAUAGCCUGAAAGUGUGGGAUCAUAUUUUCACAAAAUUGUCAGUUCUACAAGUCCACAAAAUAACAUAAAUAUUAUAGUUUUUUUUAUUAUUUUGAAACUAAGUAAGUAAAAUAUAACAUUUCUGUAGCCUCAAUAUAUAAGAUAUACUGGUGUCUUAAGAUAUUUAGAAAUAUUUCUAAAAAAAAAUGCAAUAAGGAAAUGCCUUACUUCUUUGUAUUCUGAGACUUCCCUGAAUUGAAUAGCAAAUAUUUCUAUUGUUCAUCGUGAGAUAGUAUUUCUAUUUUUGUACUUAUUUUAAUGUGUUUCAUAUUGACAUAUUCUAUAUGUACACCAAGAAACAAGACAGGAACCUUAGACAGGAACUUCUACUGGUCCUGGAGAGCAAUUUGGGACCAACCCAGUGUCAAAGAACAUGCGUAAUGAACUUUCGUGUUGAGAGAGAGGGGUAAAAACUCUAAUUGAGCUAGAAGAAUCAUCUGUAAACUUGAAAAACCCAUCUUGUGAUGCUCCUCUUCAUCUACACAACAUCUGAAAGACUAAAACAUAAUAAUAUUCCAAGAAAUGUGUAGUCUAAAAUAAAAGACAUUAAGUGUUCAAGAAAACAAAAUGCACAAAACAAUUUAAAAUUAUAUAUAUUAUACAUAAGUGAAUACAGUGGAACCCUACUAGAUCGAGGUUCAGUACUUAUCCCCAAAAAUAUUGUGGAGAAAUUCACUAAUUCGCAGAUUUUUUCAUAGAACAGUAUUCAUUUAUUACUGUAUUUUCAUUUUAUUUUCUUGACUAAAUACAUUUUUUAUGAGAAAAGAAUGAAUUUACUCAUUUUCAAACAUAUUAAUGGAAACUAUCAAAUGUCUAAGUACAAUCCCUUGAUAUUGAUUUAUCAUCAUUGUAAUGUGUACAACUGUAUAAAAAAAAUGAUGUCCAAGCCAUUGGCAAUUAAACCUGUAGCUCAA